Molecule: messenger RNA, 1335 nt
Organism: Nipponia nippon (crested ibis)
Lineage: Eukaryota; Metazoa; Chordata; Aves; Pelecaniformes; Threskiornithidae
Source: RefSeq, a predicted model, not a curated record
AGAGGAGCAGUCUGCUGUAUCUGUGAUCUACAAUGAAUGCCAAAUCUGCAAUCAGCAAAGAAAUUUUUGCCCCACAUGAUGAAAGGAUGCUGGGAGCUGUCCAAGUGAAAAGAAGAACAAAAAAAAAGAUUCCUUUCCUAGCUACUGGGGGUCAGGGUGAAUAUUUAACAUACAUCUGCCUGUCAGUGACGAACAAGAAACCAGCUCAAGCAUCUAUUACAAAGGUGAAGCAAUUUGAAGGCUCUACGUCUUUUGUCAGGAGAACGCAGUGGAUGCUCGAGCAACUUCGCCAGGUCAAUGGUAUAGACCCUAAUCGGGAUUCCCCAGAAUUUGAUUUACUAUUUGAAAAUGCUUUUGACCAAUGGGUAGCAAGCACAGCUUCAGAAAAAUGCACGUUCUUUCAGGUUCUACAUCACACUUGUCAGCGAUACCUUACAGACAAGAAGCCAGAAUUUAUCAACUGCCAGUCUAAAAUUAUGGGAGGAAACAGCAUACUCCAUUCAGCAGCAGACAGUGUGACAAGUGCAGUACAGAAGGCAAGUCAGGCCUUGAAUGAGCGUGGUGAAAGGCUAGGUCGAGCAGAAGAAAAGACAGAGGAGCUGAAAAACAGUGCUCAGCAGUUUGCAGAAACUGCACACAAGCUCGCCAUGAAGCACAAAUGCUGAGAUACUGUCCAAAGUUGAAAUCUUCCCGAGAGAAACUGAAAAGGCUACAUUCAGCAACUUUUACAGGAGAUCCAGACUUCUGUGUGCUUUUUCCUUCCAGUUCAGUGGAGAUGCAUUCUUUCAGUUUCUGUGCAGGAAAAAGUGUUGCAUUUCUACCUUUUCAACUUACUUUUGUUCCCCCUUUGUAAUAUUGCUACACAGUCCUGCAGUACUUCCUACCUGUAUUUCAGUUGUUACAGGAGUGAAAGCAAACAGGGGAACUGGACCAAAUGACAAGCUGAUCAGGAUUAAAAUAGUAAUAUUUCUUCCCCAGUUGUACAGAAAAUUAUUUAACUGGUUGUGGACGUAUGUAUGGAAAUAAAAUCCAAAGAAAGGGUAUACUUUUCCUCAUUUUAUGUAGCAUCAGCAGAAUGUGAAUGUUGGAAUUAAACACCUGGGUUUAUAACUAUAGUGGAGAACAGACUGCUUUGUCUGAGGAAACAGAAAACCUUGUUUCUUCUGCCCAAUGUAGGAAAUUUUGCAUGUGCCAUCACCAGCAUUCAGAAGUGCAUAUCUGAGUUUCAUAGGGGAAUCUGUUACCAGUGCUGCAUUUUGAAUAUUCCUGUUUUCCCUUCUGGAUUGAUUAUUUGAAUAGUAUAAUGAAACCUACAGAAUGUAUGCUUGAGGUUUC